Camellia sinensis is the source of this 1227-nucleotide messenger RNA. The record is from RefSeq and is a predicted model, not a curated record. NCBI's taxonomy places the organism in Eukaryota, Viridiplantae, Streptophyta, Magnoliopsida, Ericales, Theaceae.
AUGGAUAAGAGUUGGAUGAAGAAGAGUAGAUUGUCAAGAGAUUUUAUGCAAGGGAUUAAAGAAUUUUUAGAGUUUGCUUCUCACAAUGUAUCUAAUGAUGGAACAAUUUCAUGUCCAUGUAUGAGAUGUGUGAAUUCAUACAUGUUGACCCUAGAAGUUGUACAUGAUCACUUGGUAUCCUAUGGAAUUAGUCCGGGUUAUAAUUGUUGGUAUCUUCACGGGGAAAUUAUGUCUGCAACGACUUCUAGUAGAACUAGUCAAAGCCAUGAAGAAAUACGACCUGAGUAUGGUGAUAUACGUGACAUGUUGCGGGACGUGUUUCCCAUGCACACCCAAAAUAUAGAUGAAUAUGCAGAAGAAAGUAAUUUACCAGAACCAUCUGAUCAAGGUCCAAGCAUGCAACGACCUCAAGAAGAUCCUAAUGAAGAGGCACAAAAAUUUUACGACUUACUGAAAGAUGCUGAGAAGCCUUUGUAUGAAGGGUGCAAGAAUUUUAGCAAGUUGUCAGCAAUUGUGCAUCUGUAUCACUUGAAAUGUCUUAAUGGAUGGAGCAACCACUCAUUCACAAUGUUGCUUCAAAUUUUGAGAGAUAUGCUUCCUUCAGAUGCAAAUUUGUCGAAAGCCUCUUAUGAUGCCAAGAAGAUUAUUAAGGAUUUAGGUCUUGGUUAUGAAAAGAUUCACGCUUGUCCUAAUGAUUGUAUGUUAUUUUGGAAAGAACAUGCAAAUGAUGAAGUGUGUCAUUGUGGUGCUUCAAGGUGGGCAACAAAUGAGAAUGAUUUGCAACAUAAUAUGAGUACUUCAUCUAAAAAGAGAAAGAAAAAGGCUGCAAAGGUUUUACGAUGGUUGGGGUUGGCAGCAGAUGGAUUUAACCCUUAUGGGAAUAUGAGUACUAGUUAUAGUAUAUGGCCGGUCAUAUUGGUCCCAUAUAAUUUGCCUCCAUGGAUGUGCAUGAAAAGAUCUUCUUUUAUCCUAUCAUUGCUUAUUCCUGGUCCGAGCUCCCCUUCGAAUGACAUAGAUGUGUAUAUGCAGCCUUUAGUUGAAGAAUUGAAGGAAUUAUGGGAUGUUGGAGUACAAACUUAUGAUAUAUCUUCCAAAGAGAACUUUCAAAUGCAUGCAGCUCUAAUGUGGACUAUAAAUGACUUUCUCGCAUAUGGUGAUUUGUCUGGUUGGAAUACCAAGGGUGCUCUUGCAUGUCCUUCUUGUAAUUAUGAGACUCAUUCUCGAUAG